Molecule: messenger RNA, 3417 nt
Organism: Alternaria incomplexa
Lineage: Eukaryota; Fungi; Ascomycota; Dothideomycetes; Pleosporales; Pleosporaceae
Exons: 1
Coding region: 1-3417 (1138 amino acids)
Molecular function (GO): protein binding
Source: RefSeq, a predicted model, not a curated record
AUGCUCGAGCGUGCUUCGACAUGCCUCGAAUCCGGCGGACGCCAGCUCUUCCGCGCUCCGAAGCCAUGUCUACGCAGUCGGCGCACGUUGCACCCAACCCCUCGGCACCACGGUGCAAGCGAUCUCAGUCUCUCGUCUUGGCAGGCCGCAUCCCCGACUAUCGAAGAAACAGGUGGUGAUGGUGGCAAUGGAGCGGCGAACAAGGCCAAUACAGACCAGAAAACCCACGAGGGUCCAAUGCUCGACUUUCUGUACCCGGAAAAGACCCUGGCGCUUCUUGGAAGACUAUCCGUAAACCCGCUCAGUUCAAUGGAACAGAGGCGACGACAGCCGUAUGCGAUUCGAGCCCGCCAUUUUUCGACAAUACAGGCGCAACCUGUGCAGGAUGAAACACAAAUGGAUGUGGAUAGGGUAGAACAGGCCAAAAAGGAUGCGGUAGAGCUAUUACAAGGGUCGGAUGCAGUCACAGAAUUGCAGACGUUACUAGAUUCUCCGCCACCUGAGAAGCAAGAGUUGGCUUGGCAGUUGUAUACUAGCAUCCCCGAAGAUCGCUUGGCGGAAGUAGAGACACUGCGAGUACAGCUCCUGGACUAUCUUGUCAAGGACGGUGAGCCUACAGUACCGGAGCGAGUCAUUCAGGUGUUUGACGGGCUUCGCCCAGCCGCGCGCCGGCUAUCAUCACACCGAGCAGCUAUCAAAGCCUACGUUGCAUUAGGGAUGAUAGGCCCGGCAGUUCGACUUUAUGACAAGCUCGCCAGGCCCAUUGCAUCAGGAGGUCCCAGUCAGGUUCUACUGCAUAGUGGCAUAGAUGCAAUCCUUCGACGAGCCGUUCUCGACGAGCAGUGGGAUCUCGCGUUUCGUGUCUUCAGAGAGUUCCAUCGGAAAGCGCAUUCCAUUCGUGGUACUCCCACAUACCACGCGAUUCGCACCGGCAAUACACUCCCAGAAUUGUGGGGUCAGGCUGCAACAUUACCAGAACUUCUGGAACAUUUCAAGUCUUUCUUGCGUUACGUCAGGGAGUUUCAACACGAACUCACAUCUACGCCAUCUCGAGAGCGUGAUCUGGCCUGCUUUGUCAUGUCCUUCGUACCUCACGUAAUGGAUCGCGUCUUGCUUACAGAAAAAUUCGACGAUGAUUUUGUUUGGGAUUACUUCAUCGGGCUCUUUGAUAGUCUCCACUCUCUAAAUCUCCCCACUUCAACUUGCUACGAGCACGCGAUUCGAAAGAUGUUGGACCUUCCAAAAUACCGAGAAUACACCAACCAGCGAAAGAUUCCGCUCGAGCUAUAUAGAAGAUACCGGCAACUUUAUCUCUAUGGGGACGAAAGCACUUCCGAAGGGCCACCAUCACGGGUCUUGAUCAGGUCCAUGAUCUAUCAGCAUUCUUCGAAAGGCGGCCUGGGACGUGUUCAGGAUCAUCUACACGAUUUACGCACCUGGUACCCAACUAAGCCGCUACGGUCUGGUCUUCUCAAGUACCUGAUUCGUACGUAUGCCAGGGUUGGUAAUGUGGAGAAGGUGGACGAAUACGUCAAUGAGCUUCGAUUACAUCACCCAGACGAAGUGACAAUCAGCGUACUCUCAUCACUUCCGUAUGUGUAUGCACGACGCGCGGAUGUCGAUGGCACCAUCACCCAGUUCAAACGCAUACACGAAGAGUUUCAGAUGACCCCGGAUACUGCUUGUUGGAAUAUUUUACUGCUUGCCUACGUCCGUUCCGAGGACCUCGAUGGUGCUCUGGAAUGCUUCAACAAUUGCUUGGACUAUGGCGUUGCACCAGAUGUGAAAACUUUCGGGCCUCUGCUCGACUUCUGUGCCCAUAGAGGUGAUGUUGAGGCUUUCGAGACACUCUUCUCCAAAGCCAAGCAGAUGGGGAUACAACUUGACACGGAUGUUCGUGCAAGAGCGGGCUAUGUCGAAGCCUUUCUAAAUGCGGGGGAUCCAGAAGGCGCCGAAGCGAUCGCAUAUGGCAUGCUCAACAGUUAUAAGGCAGGGACACUUCACGGAUACCCUCUCUCACAUACAUGGAACUUGUUGAUCCAACAGCGCGCAAUGGACCGCGACCUAGCGGGUAGCAGGCAGCAAUACAAACUAAUGGUCGAGAACAACAUCCCGCUGGAUAGCUGGACUUACGGCAGUCUGAUGCGAGCAUUAGUCGAAGUAAAGCAGACCAACGCUGCUUACAAACUGCUGAGAGUCACAAUGCCGGAACAAGGAUACCGGGUCCAUGCACUUCACUACGCCAUAGUGAUGACCGGUUUCUUGAGGGAGGGGCAGUAUCAACUAGCUGUGGAAGCUCACGAAAGGAUGAAGGCGCGCCAGGUUCCUCAAACCGAGAGCUCCCGCCAAGCUUCACUACAAGCGCUUGGUAUGGCUGAUUCCCGGCAGCUAAAGAGGAGAGGAGCCAAACAUCCAAACUACAAGUUGCUUCGAGUCGAAGAGGCUCUUGAAGAGAUGCUCGUCUCCAGUACAGCGCAGGAGAUUGCGCACCGACAACCAGUACAUGAACGAUUUGACGAUGUGGACAGCUUCGAUGACCUUCGAGCGUCCUACUAUGGCCUGAUGAUCUCGCUCUAUAGCGCCAGAUCGGCGUAUAAACUCUGCAAGAAGCUUUUCCAAAAGGUCGAAGCGAUGGCAGCAGAGUCCGGCACCUACGCUAUACCACUGACCCUCGUCACGUCGAUGAUGGAGGCGCAUCUGAAGGCAAACAACCACGCCGAAGUCGCAAACUUCUGGGACCUCGCGCGCACUUCCGCCGCAAAACUCACCAAGACCUUCCACCAAGCCGUGAACCAGAGCGCCCCUGUCCCAGACGACACCUCCAUCACCGACCCUCUGAUCCUCCAACGCUUCCAAGAAGCGCACAUCUCCGACAACCGCCGCCAAAUCCUCGCCAAGCCCGCCCGCAUCUACAUCCGCAGUCUCCUCGCGCAGUCCGACGCCGACAACCCCAACGCCGCGCAAGACGCCCAACGCACCAUCCGCGACCUCCUCGUCAACGGCUUCACAGUCGACAACCUCACCUGGAACGAACUCAUCCAGCAGCUCAUCCACCGCAACCACAUCAUCGACGCCUUUUCCAUCUGCGAAGAAUACCUCAUGCCCCGCUUCCCGGGUUGGCGCGAACUCAUCCCCAACUUCAUCCGCAACGACCGCAAAGGUUUCCAGUGGAUGGAGCUGCGUCCGAAUGAUCUCAACAAAGCUAGUGUGCUGCCGCGGUACAAGACUAUUAUCUUGUUGGCGAAGGCUUUUGGCCAGGUUAAGAGCGAUGAGAGGAAUGGGGUUGGGUAUGAUGAGGAGGCUGGGGCUUGGUUGGCGGAGGUGCUUGAGAGUAAGGCGCCGUUGACUAUGCGGGCUAUUGAUUCUAUGCCGAGGACUUUUGAUAAGUUGCAGCAGAGGCAUUUUGGGGUUUUGUAG